This is a messenger RNA of Saccharomycodes ludwigii, 817 nucleotides long. It is a transcript of the gene MRX3, whose product is annotated as Mrx3p. The transcript has a single exon. NCBI's taxonomy places the organism in Eukaryota, Fungi, Ascomycota, Saccharomycetes, Saccharomycodales, Saccharomycodaceae. The record is from RefSeq and is a predicted model, not a curated record. The annotation marks the transcript as partial.
GUUUAAUAAAAACAACAACAACAACAACAACAACAACGACAACAUUAAAACAUCUAUGCCAAACUUUGGAUUUUUCUUUAGCAAUUUUGUACUUUUACCAACAUUAGGAUUUACAACAGGGGUAAUUACAUUUAUCAAACCUUGGCCAACAUUGUCAAAAGAUGAAAUAAACAAGAUUAAAUCAAAUACUUUUACUAACGAAGAUGUUUUGUCACGCCUUCAAAAAGAAACAUUACCAGAAAUUAUAGAAAGUUCAAAAAAAGAAAACAGUACUACAACCGUUGUUUCUCAAGGUCAACUUUUACCAUUACCACAUCAUAAAUAUCAUAUAGGCAAGGCAUUAUUGAGUAGAAAGGGGCAAAUUGAAAUUGACCCAAUUAUAACUAGGAAUAGUGAAGAAGUAAAUGCCAUAUUUCAUUUUGGUAGUGGAUUAAUUAAUGAAAAAGGCUAUAUUCACAAAGGCAUUGUUGCAUUAGCUAUGGACGAAGUAUUAUGCUAUUGUGGCUUUCCACAUUUACCCAGUAAAAAAGGCGUGACCGCUAAAUUAGAUUUAGAAUAUUUGCAGGAUAUACCUUCGGAUACCACUGUUUUAUUGAACUGUAAAGUAAAAGAAGUCAAGGGUAGAAAAUGCGUAAUCACGGGUGAAUUAAUUUCACUGCCAAAUAGUUAUAACGGUAAUAGUCAUUGGUAUGAUAAUAUUUUUUUCGGUAAUAAUAGAAAUAACAAGAAGGAUUCUACAGUUUAUGCUACAGGCAAGUGUAUAUUAGUCGAACCAAAAUGGUUUAAAUAUUUAAAAUGGAUUGAUAUAUUUGGUUGA